CCAAGAUCGCAUCCAGAUAUCCAGAUGCAAGUCGAUACACACAUAUAGGGAUCGUUGUUCCAUCGCUUUCACACAUGCCGUAGGCCGGAUCGGUCUCUUCUCCGUCAUUGUGGACUCCACUCGACUUCUGACAACGCUCACGUCAUCCUGUAACCAGUGACGCAUCGGCAGUCAGAUCGCCCAGCUGCGAAGCGUCUCGGUUGAGCCUUCUACGCAAACGUGCUGGAGCGUGGACAGAUCUGGUGCAACGAGACGAAGCAUCAGCUCGAAACCUGCAGCAUAACCAGCAGAGUGGAAGCGGUCUACUCUGACCUAUACGCGACCGCACAAUGUCGCGUCCCCGAUUCUUCACCGCUCCUCGGAAGGGAGAGAAUUUCGAGCUCAGGGCGGAUCUCAACUCAGAGUAUCGAGACAGGAGGAAGGAUGCGAUCAAAAGAGUCAUUGCGAACAUGACGGUGGGCAAAGAUGUGUCGGGACUGUUUCCUGAUGUGCUGAAGAACAUGCAGACGGAAGAUCUGGAACAGAAGAAGCUGGUCUAUCUAUACCUGAUGAAUUACGCAAAGACGCAACCGGAGCUGGUCAUUCUGGCCGUCAACACUUUCGUCAAGGACUCAGACGAUCCGAAUCCUCUUGUCCGGGCGCUGGCAAUCCGGACAAUGUCGUGCUUGCGAGCCGAGAAGAUCAUCGACUACCUCUCUGAUCCCCUGUCAAAGGCUCUGAGGGACGAUAAUCCCUAUGUUCGAAAAACCGCUGCUAUCUGUGUCGCCAAGCUGUAUGAGAUGAAGCCAGAGAUGGCAAUCGAGGAUGGGUUCGUUGGGCUGUUGAGGGAUUUGGUUGGAGACGCGAAUCCAAUGGUCGUCGCCAAUGCCGUGACAGCAUUGACAGACAUUCACCAAACAGCGCUAGAGGCUGAUCCAUCCGGCCAGACAGCGCUAUUCGUCAUCGACAACAGCAUCCUCGCGAGACUUCUUAUUGCGCUUAAUGAAUGCACUGAAUGGGGACGAAUCGCCAUCCUCUCCAGCCUUGCAAGGUACAAGCCUGCCCCAGGAGAAGACGGAGACAGGGAUGCAGAGCACAUUUGUGAACGCGUCGUGCCGCAAUUCCAACAUGCCAAUGGCAGUGUCGUGCUAAGCGCUGUGAAGGUUAUCAUGAUUCACAUGGAUCGGGUGCAGAAGCCAGAAUUCGUCAAGCAGCUAGUUAGGAAGAUGGCCCCUCCUCUAGUUACACUGGUCUCAUCAGCACCGGAAGUCCAGUGGGUGGCAUUGCGGAAUAUCAACCUAAUCCUACAGAAGCGACCAGACGUCUUGUCGACAGAACUGAGAAUAUUCUUCUGCAAGUACAACGAUCCAUCCUACGUCAAGCUAGAGAAGCUAGGGAUCAUGAUCAAACUGGCAAAUGAACGAAAUGUAGACAUGCUGCUAAGCGAACUGAAGGAGUACGCCUCCGAGGUAGAUGUUGACUUCGUCCGUCGCUCGAUAAGGGCAAUCGGGCAGUGUGCCAUCAAGAUCGACGAUGCCGCAGAAAGAUGCGUGCACGUGUUGCUAGACCUGAUAGCUACGCGUGUCAGCUAUGUCGUACAAGAAGCUGUUGUGGUUAUCAAGGACAUUUUCCGAAAGUACCCGUCAAAUUACGAAGGCAUCAUCCCGACGCUGUGCUCCAACCUCGAAGAUCUGGAUGAGCCUGAAGCAAAAGCCUCGCUCAUUUGGAUCCUCGGAGAUUACGCCGAGAAGAUCGAAAACUCCGACGAGCUCUUGGCAAGCUUCUUGGACAAUUUUGUCGACGAGCAAUCACAAGUGCAAUUCUCGAUACUGACUGCUGUGGUCAAGCUCUUCCUCAAAAGACCUGACGGCAGCCAGGGCUUGGUACAAAGGACUCUGGAACUGGCGACCAAGAGCGCCGAUAAUCCAGACCUCAGAGACAGAGCCUUCAUCUACUGGAGGCUGCUGAGUAGCUCAGACACCGGCGCUGGAAAAUCCAUCGUCCUCGCAGAUAGACCGGCAAUAUCGAUCCCACUCACUACAAUCUCGCCUGCUUUGCUUGAAGAGCUCAUCGCCGACUUGUCAUCACUUGCUAGCGCCUACCACAAACCUGAGUCUACAUUCAUCGGGAGGGGCAGACUUGGAGCGGAUGCAAUCGCGAAGAAGCGAGAAGAGGUCACCCGAGAGAAGGCGCUGGCCACCGUUGUGCAAGGCCAAGGAGCGGAGAAUUUGCUGGAUUUCGAUGCAGACGAAGAUCCUGCUGCCGCGGCUCCUGCUCCCACAGGAGGCCUUGGAGGCCUGGACGAUCUGAUGAUGUCGGAUGAUACCGCAUCAGCUGCGACCUCCUCGGCGGCUACCAGCAAUGCGGCCUCGGCGCAACAACAGCAAGCAUCGCUAAACGACCUCCUGGGCCUGUUUGAUGCUGCCCCGCCAACUUCUGGAACAGGCAACACUUCUGCACUGGACUUCCUCAACAGCAUGCCCAGCGCACCCACUGCGGCGCCUGUAAGAAAUCAAGCACCGGCGCAGCAACAGGGAGGCGAUCUGUUGGAUCUCAUCUGAGAGAGAGCCACUUGCGGUUUUGUGAAAUGCUGCACCGGUGCUCUCGCUUCCAUGGACCUUCGCAAUGCUAUGUAUGCAGGCCUGCUUCUUGUCAUGCGCCUGGUGUCAGAUGUGAUGCCGCCCGGCUCCCAGAAAGCGAUGACAAAAGUGUCAGCAGUCUUCUGCCAUGACACGGUCGUCCCAGCACCUCCAUGCCCUACUCAGCAUGUGCUCCCAUGUAUACCUAUCACUCUUUCACGAUUGAGCUGCUGUGCCACUUACGACUCGUACUUCGGUCGCCCCAAAUAAACGCUG
This is a messenger RNA of Ceraceosorus guamensis, 2834 nucleotides long. Its product is annotated as putative adapter-related protein complex 1 beta 1 subunit. The transcript has 8 exons. The record is from RefSeq and is a predicted model, not a curated record. The coding region runs from base 330 to 2540 and encodes 736 amino acids. NCBI's taxonomy places the organism in Eukaryota, Fungi, Basidiomycota, Exobasidiomycetes, Ceraceosorales, Ceraceosoraceae. Gene Ontology annotation, biological process: intracellular protein transport; vesicle-mediated transport. Gene Ontology annotation, cellular component: membrane coat. Gene Ontology annotation, molecular function: clathrin binding.